ACUAGUAAAUUUAUAUAAUAUAACGAUGUCUGAUAAUCAACAACUUGAAAUUGAAAGCAAGGAAGGACCAUCCGGUCUUACUCCAGACCACCCCGACCACCCAGUCACCAAGGUUCAAACUGAUGGUGACUACGUUCAAUUUGGUAAUGAACGUUAUUUAAGAUCAGAAUUGGUUGAAGCCUUCGGUGGUACUUUGAACCCAGGUUUAUCUCCUCCACCAAAGCACGACUUUGCCAACCCUGCUCCAUUAGGUUUAUCUGCUUUUGCUUUAACCACCUUUGUCUUGUCAUUAAUUAACUGUGAAGCAAGAGGUGUCACUAUUCCAAACAUUGUUGUUGGGUUAGCUUUCUUCUACGGAGGUGCUGCUCAAUUAGUUGCUGGUAUGUUCGAAAUUGCCGUUGGUAACACUUUCGGUGGUGUCGCUUUAUCUUCAUACGGUGGUUUCUGGGGUUCUUGGGCUGCUAUCCAAGUUGAUGCCUUUGGUAUCAAAGCCGCUUAUGCCGAAGAACCAAAACAAUUUGCAAACGCUAUAGGUAUAUUUUUGAUUGGUUGGUUUAUCUUUACCUUCUUUAUGAUGUUGAUGACCGUUAAAUCUACAGUUGCUUUCUUCAUGGUGUUCUUCUUGUUGACAAUUACAUUCUUGUUGUUGGCAAUUUCUGAAUUUAACGGAUCCACCGCUGUUAAGAAGGCUGGUGGUGUUUUCGGAUUGCUUACUGCUUUUACUGCUUGGUACAACGCUUACGCCGGUAUUGCUAACCCACAAAACAGUUACAUUACCAUCAAGGGUGUUCAAUUACCAGACUUCCAAAAUAGAGUUUAAAUCAAGUAGUAUCCUGGCGAUUCAAAAUUGGUUUAUCUACAAAUCCGGUCCCCCCUUAAUCAUAUGAACAAAUUUUACUUAAUGUGUUAAUCUGUCCCCCAAACCCCCCCUCCUUUUUUUAUAUAUUUAUUUAUCUUUUUAAUAGUAGUAAUAGUAAU
Messenger RNA from Spathaspora passalidarum NRRL Y-27907, 978 nucleotides. RefSeq names its product putative ammonium permease (gene FRP3). The record is from RefSeq and is a predicted model, not a curated record. Gene Ontology annotation, cellular component: plasma membrane. Gene Ontology annotation, molecular function: acetate transmembrane transporter activity. Bases 26 to 820 code for a protein of 264 amino acids. The transcript has a single exon. Lineage: Eukaryota; Fungi; Ascomycota; Pichiomycetes; Serinales; Debaryomycetaceae.